AGAUUAUUUAGCACGUUUGGCACUCUACGAAAGACCUAUAUGGCAAUGUGCCUUAACUGGAAAACAGGGUCUAACAUAUAGGCAAGCUCUUAAAAGUGAAAAGAACCAUAGGGAAACGUUGGAGGAUAAGUUUCCGGAAGGAUUAAAACGACAAAUACUGGAGCUAGUUCAAUUCAAAAUGGAAAGAUUGGACAUACUUGUAAACGAGAUCUUUCAAAGGUUUAAGGACCUGUAUACUGUCGGAGAAAUUAUAUAUGUAGUGACUGAUAAAAAGAAAGUUAAAGCGAAAAUUUUGGAGGUCAUCCAAAUUGUUCCAAGUGAAUCAAGUUCUAAAGGAGCAAAGAUAGGCAAUCAAAAACCACGUAAAAUCACACAGUCGCAAGUUUCAUACCGCGUACAAAUCUUGGAAGAUGAAGGAAACUCCGCGAAACAGAAGAAUAAGAAAUCCAUUGUAAAAAUUAUUGCCGGGAAUGAGGCGAUGAGUCGCGCGGACAAACUUUCAUUCACAAAAACACUUAUCCGUCAAUUCAUUAAAGAGUCGGCAGUUAAAGAUUCUUAUUUUCAUGCUCCAUGGCUUGUUAAAUCUAUAUUAGCUAAAAAAUAUUCCAUACCGACGAAAUUGCCAGAUGAGUUACGACAGGCCAAAGUUGAGGCGCUAGAAAAAAGUCAAAAACGAAAGUCUAAGAAACAGUUGACUAGGAAGCAGGCUGGUAAUCUUGCAGAAAAAGUCAAGCAAGAGAAAAAGAAGCAACAGGAGCUUGAAAAAAAAAAAAAAGAGGCUGAACGCCAAGCCGCAAAGGAAAAAAAGCAAAAAGAAAAGGAAGAGCAAAAGCGAAUAAAAGCAGAGCAAAAGAAGAUCAAGUAUCCAAUCGAAGAUCUUGAAGUACCUCUUGAUCGAUUAUUACGUCAGAAACGACCGUCAAUAAGUCAGGACUUUAAAGUUCCCCCAAUAUAUGUUGGAACAAUGCUUGCUAUCUGGAAUUUCUUUAAUAUAUUUGGAAAGCCGCUUGGCUUGUCAUUUUGCACUCUCGACGACCUCGAAUCAUCGCUUCAUCAUAAUAUGACAAAUCCUCGUUGUUAUUUGGUCAUCGAGAUGCAUGUGGUCUUAUUGAAUGCAAUUAUCAAGGACCGUUUAUAUUUUAAGGGCAAAAAACGUCAAGUUGUCCCUCGUAUUGCCAAUUCAAGAGAGAAUUCAAGGGAUGAAACAGAAAGUGACACGAUGCAAGUUGAUCAAGACACUGAAGAUGCAACUUCAGAUGUUUCUCGAGAGAUAUUGGAGGGAUUAAGUAAGAAUUGGGAUAAACGAACUCUUCCUUCAAGUGAUGGACGAAAAGGUUGGGAAAGUAUUCUCGUCGGUUGCAUCCAUCAGCUGGGCGAUCAUAAAUCAAUUCCUAAUUUUAAUCGCAUAAUUUCACAUAUGGUACCUGAUAGCGAGUCUGUUACCGAAGAAGAUUUUGAAGAAAAUUAUGUGACUCUCGAAGUAGUAGAUAAAUUACAAAUUUUGGACUUCUUAGUUAACGCUGCCGUAAAGACUUUAGUUAUCCACGACCACAUUGAAUGGUGUAUCGAGAAGCUAUCAGAUCUGAACAAAGAAAAAACUGACCUUGCAAAAGAGAGACGACGGAUUACACUUUCACUCAUUGAAAUUGCAAAAGGUAACCUUCCUCCGCCCUCGGUUAAUGAUUCAGAUGGGGAUUCUCCGGCUUCUGCUGUGAAAUCUAACGGAAAUGGCAUCAUGACUUUGGAAUCCAGAAAGCGUAAACUGGAGGAAGAAGAAAUCGGGGUACAAAAGAGGGAAGAACAAAUUGAAAAGGAUAAGCGGAAAUUUGCAGUUCCACGGAUAUUUCCUUUGGGGCGUGACCGUUUUUAUAACAAGUAUUACUACUUCGAUAAUACGGGAGCGGCAGUUACCGAAAAAUAUGGUGCAGGUAGAAUCUUUGUCGAGAGUCCGAAUAACUUUGAUUUAGAAAUAAUGAGAGAGAAGGAAGAACAGCGUUUCAACAAAAGGAGGAAAACCGAGGAUCUUGGUUUCCUUACUGUUGGUUCGGGUAGCCAGACUCAGUGGGGAUAUUAUGACGAUAUUUCUCAGAUAGAAGAACUACAACAAUGGCUUAAUCCAAAAGGUUUACGAGAAUUAUCCCUUAAUGAGGAAUUGAAAUCUCAUUUUCAAGACAUUUCCUCAGUAAUGAGCAAGAGGCAACAG
Molecule: messenger RNA, 2203 nt
Organism: Acaulospora colombiana
Lineage: Eukaryota; Fungi; Glomeromycota; Glomeromycetes; Diversisporales; Acaulosporaceae
Source: the annotation of a GenBank genome assembly